UGCCUGAUAGUCGAAUCAGGUUGUAAACGGCGUUAUGUAGAGGAGUGUUUCAGUUCCUACCAAGUAUUGUUUGAUUUUUUUUUGUUCUGUGGCAAUGUUCCGCAACGCUUUCCAGCAUCGAUUCGUUACGGUGUUCACUAGUGGUGGAAGCAAGCCGCUUGCCAUCUGGGAUGUGCAUACGAAGAAUGGCCACGCUAGACGUGUGACCGAUGAGAAUACUCGUUCACUUGCGUUCGAGCUGACCGGUGUAAACGUUGCCACCACCUUUAUGGUAGCGCCAUGUGCGCCGUGUCCCUCCCUCUCGAUUAAACUUCCGUUCAUUGUGAUGCUGUUGAAAAACAUGAAGAAAUUCUUUUCUUUCGAAAUUCAGAUUCUGGACGAUAGACAAUCGCUGCGUCGUUUACGCUUCUCCAACUAUCAAAGCGUAACACGUGUGGAUAACUUCAGCGCCUUCAUACCAAUAUCUUUGGCCCCGGGAUGGGGUCAGGUACAGAUUAACUUGGCGGACUUUACUCGAAAAGCAUAUGGCACGAACUAUGUCGAGACAGUUCGAUUGCAAAUACAUGCAAACGUGCGUAUCAAGCGUAUUUACUUUUGUGAUCAACUUUACACGAACGACGAAACACCGCCCGAUUUGAGACUGGUACAACCGAUCCGACCAAAUCGUAUGAUGCAGCUAAAGAUGCAGCAGAAGCCACCGAAGAUCCCACAUGAGCCAAUUGAAACGGUACGCCCACCGACACCGAUAGAUAAUACUGAUGUGACUAAUCAGUUGGAUAAUGAGCUUGCACCAGCACAAUGUGCCGUUGGAACAGAACUCUAAAUGUUUGCUAAAUAGUUAGAUAUUAGCUAGGACGGUUUAUUUUAUUACUCCCUGUAAUUGUUUUUGAUAUUUUUUACAAACACGUGUUCAUUACAACAAACACGUGUUUCAUACAACUUUAGCAACUCCUAUCGGCAUUUUUAAACCGGCAUGCUGACAUUACAAAAUUGACAGUUUGGCGCAAAAUACCAAGCAGCAUGCUGCAACACGACAGCCAUUUGCAAAGGUCAAGUUCGUACAACACUUGUCAAUUGGCACGGCAAAACGUAUGUUUAUUUUUGUUCCACAAUAUUCACUGCAAAUUCUUAGUGAUUCGCAAACAAUAAAUAAUGUAUUGUAUGAAACCAUAA
Molecule: messenger RNA, 1173 nt
Organism: Anopheles funestus (African malaria mosquito)
Lineage: Eukaryota; Metazoa; Arthropoda; Insecta; Diptera; Culicidae
Product: cilia- and flagella-associated protein 20-like
Exons: 2
Coding region: 95-823 (242 amino acids)
Biological process (GO): cilium assembly; positive regulation of cell motility; regulation of cilium beat frequency involved in ciliary motility
Cellular component (GO): ciliary basal body; motile cilium
Source: RefSeq, a predicted model, not a curated record